AAAACACUGCAGUAAGUACUCCCUGCAUUAAAUGUUUAUUAAGUGGCAUGCUGUCAAAACCUAGAUUUAAUAGUAAAUACAGGAGGACUUUAAUGGAAAUUGGUUGUAUUUGAUUUUUCCUAGGAACUGCUGAAAGCUGCUUCUCGAGGAUUACAACUUCACCUUUUGCUUUUACAGAUGCUUGUUUACUAUCCAUGUGGCAACCUCUGCACAGCCAGUAAUCCAUUCAUUAUCCUCACUGAUUGAGUGUGAGAGCAGUGCAGUGGUAACUACUUCACUUAGCUGAUGGCAGACGACAAAAGGAGGGAAAUGAUGAAUUCGGACAAUUUAACCUCCCAGAGCUUCCUCUCUGCAAUUCAUAGCAAUGCCAGCAAUUUAUUCUCAGGGCUCCAGUUUGUUCAGUCCUUCAAGCCACUCAUCAUUCCCUGCUACUCCCUAGUAGUUUUUAUUGGUGUCAUUGGGAAUUAUCUCCUCAUUUAUGUCAUCUGCAAAACGAAAAAAAUGCACAAUGUGACCAACUUUCUGGUAGGCAAUCUGGCUUUCUCAGACAUGCUCAUGUGUGCAACCUGUGUGCCCCUGACGCUCGCGUAUGCCUUUGAGCCCAGAGGAUGGGUGUACGGACGUUUCAUGUGCUACUUUGUGUUCCUGAUGCAACCCGUCACUGUGUUUGUGUCUGUCUUCACCUUGACUGUCAUAGCUGUGGAUAGAUAUUACGCCAUGGUGUACCCAUUCCGGAGGAGGCUCACUAUCCCUGUUUGUGCUUAUAUCCUGGCUGCUAUUUGGCUGCUGAGCUGCACCUUGGCUGCCCCAGCCCUGGUCCACACUUACCAUGCCGAAUUCCCAGAGUUGGACUUCUCCAUCUGCGAGGAGUUUUGGUUCCACAUGAAAAGAGAUCGCCUGGCUUAUGCCUACAGCACUCUGAUCAUCACCUACGUGCUGCCUUUGGCCGUCAUCUCCCUGUCCUACCUGCGAAUCUCAGUCAAGCUGAAAAACCGAGUGGUCCCAGGCAAUGUCACCCAGGGCCAAGCUGAGUGGGACCGGGCAAGAAGGAGAAAGACUUUCCGCUUGCUUGUCUUGGUGGUGGCAGCCUUUGGAGUCUGUUGGCUGCCUCUGCACAUCUUCAACAUGAUAAAGGACAUAGAUAUCAGCUUAAUUGACAAGCGGUACUUCAAUGUCAUCCAGCUGCUGUGCCACUGGUUUGCCAUGAUGUCUGCUUGCACCAAUGCCUUCCUCUACGCCUGGCUCCAUGACAGCUUCAGGGGGGAGCUGAAGAAAAUGUUUGCCUGGAGGAAGAAGAAGAUUGGACCUGCUACAAAUUGCAUUGUGGCCAGUGUGGUGCUGUAAAUACAAGAGCUGGUGGGAGUGCACUUCCUUCCUGCAACAUUGUAAGUCAUUUCCACUUUGAAUUGGUUCUGUUUGCUAAUGCUCAUCCUGGGGGCUCAGUCAUAACACCACAUGUCCCAUGGGUUACUUCCCCAGCA
Messenger RNA from Numida meleagris (helmeted guineafowl), 1481 nucleotides. RefSeq names its product prolactin releasing hormone receptor (gene PRLHR). Lineage: Eukaryota; Metazoa; Chordata; Aves; Galliformes; Numididae. Gene Ontology annotation, biological process: G protein-coupled receptor signaling pathway. The record is from RefSeq and is a predicted model, not a curated record. Gene Ontology annotation, molecular function: neuropeptide Y receptor activity; neuropeptide binding. The coding region runs from base 286 to 1344 and encodes 352 amino acids. The transcript has a single exon. Gene Ontology annotation, cellular component: plasma membrane; neuron projection.